AUGACCACCCCACCACACGAACUCCCGGAUGCCCUAAUCAGCGCCCUCCGAGGCAAGUUCCUCGUCUUCGAUGGUCCCGACGGCUCUGGGAAAUCCACCCAGCUCGCGAUGUUUCUCAAAGCCGUCCGCAGCGCCCGGAUCGAGGUCACGGAAGUCCGCGAGCCGGGUGGAACAGAGGUCGGCGAGAAGAUCCGCGACGCGCUCCUCGACCACCUCGAUCGCGAGACCAUGUCCCUCCGCUGCGAGAUGCUCCUCUACAUGGCGUCCCGCGCCCAGCUCUGCGAGCAGGUCAUCGCGCCGGCGCUCACGCAAGGCAAGCUCGUCAUCGCCGACCGCUUCGUCUCCUCCACCUACGCGUACCAGGGGACCGCUGGAGGGAUCCCGAUCGCUGAGAUCGACGAAGCCGCCAAAAUCGCGAUGCAAGGCACACACCCCGACGCAACCCUGAUCUUCGAUGUCGAUCAGGACACCGCCGCGUCGCGCCUCAAUCCGCUCCUCGAUCGCAUGGAAGCCAAGGGCGCCGCGUUCCACGCGAAGGUCCGUCAGGGAUACCAGGACCUGAUCGCGUCCGAUCCUGAGCAGCAACGCUACCUCCGCGUAGACGCGGCCGGGAAACCAGACUGCGUGUUUGGCAACAUCCUCGAUGUGCUCUCGCGACGCUUCGUCCGCUAA
Molecule: messenger RNA, 672 nt
Organism: Symbiodinium sp. CCMP2592
Lineage: Eukaryota; Dinophyceae; Suessiales; Symbiodiniaceae
Source: the annotation of a GenBank genome assembly